Messenger RNA from Spinacia oleracea (spinach), 1450 nucleotides. RefSeq lists its product as uncharacterized. NCBI's taxonomy places the organism in Eukaryota, Viridiplantae, Streptophyta, Magnoliopsida, Caryophyllales, Amaranthaceae. The transcript has 7 exons. The record is from RefSeq and is a predicted model, not a curated record. Bases 110 to 1411 code for a protein of 433 amino acids.
CUAAAAAUUUGCAAUUGUAAACAGAAGUGAUGAGAUUCCUCUCAAGGAUUUUGUGAAAAGGAAAAACAAAGAAAUUUCAAAACCAGAAGAAGAAAAUCCGGAAGCCAAAAUGUUAAGUAUUGAAGAACAACGGAAGCAAAUACUUCAACAGAAACAAAUGCUGUUAGACAUUCAAGAACAGCUGAAGGCACAAGAAGACAGGCUUAAUGCACAGACCAAUGCCUCGAAAGAUGAAAACGAGGAUGAACAUCCAAAACCCCAACCAAAAAAGAGAAAGUUAACUUUUCGAUCAAGUGCACAAGAAGAUGAUGCACAGAAGGUUGAUGUACAACCUGAAACAAAGAAAAAAGGAACAAGAGUCAAAACUAUUCCAAAUCGAAAAAGAACAAGAUUACAGCAAUAUAAAGAAGAAUUCCCUCAGACGAUGAAAGAGGUCAAGGAGGAAUUUGAAGCUCUAGAAAAGAAAAAAUCUGCCCCAGUGAAUAAGAAGCGCAAAGGAACUUCUAAGAAGGGAAAAGAGAUUGUUCUUCGUGAAGAUUAUGAAGAAGAUGAAGAAGAAGUGGAAGAAGAAUCAAUAUCUUCCUCUGCCUUUUUCAUAAAGAAGAGAGGUAAUGACAAAAUGAUUGCUGAUGGAGAAAUGGAAGUGAAGGAAGAAGAAAAACCUGUGAUUGAUCCCAAACAAAAGCCCCAUGAGCACAAACUGAAUGUGAGGCAAACUCCUCAAAUGCUGAUGCGCUUUUUGAAGGGAAUUUCAUCUGAUAAACCUAUUAAUAGGGAAAAGCAACAAGCUAUCACAGAGUUAGGGUUCGGGUCUUUUCUAAACCUUGACAUACCACCAAAUGUAAAUCCAUUCCCGUACGAGUUGCUUUCCCAUUUCAACUCUUUAACCCGGGCCCUAGAUUUACAAAAAUCUUCCUUGCAUAUUACAAUAGGGGACAUAUACCUUGUGUAUGGUAUCCCUAUUGGAGGAGACCAUGUGAUUGAAUUGACAGAUGAAACAGAUCCAGCGGUGAAGAAAGUAUUUUCAGAUUUUUGGAAAUAUUGGGAUGUGCAAUCUGGAUGCCCAAAGUUGGUGAAAAUGAUAGAAACAUUGAUCAAAGAAACCACCAAAGUUGAUGAUAACUGGAAGAGAUCUUUCCUCGUGGUUGUUGUUAACACAAUGAUCAAAUCCACUACCAACAUUUCGAACAAGAAGAACCACCACAAGAAGAACAAGAACCAGAACAACCACAACCACCACCACCACAACAAGAAGAACCACAACCACCACCACCAGAACAAGAAGAAGUACCACCACCACCACAACAAGAACAAGAACAACCACAACCACCACCAACAGAACAAGAACAAGUACCACCACCACCACCACUACAACAAAAACAACAACAGGCACAUCAAAGUUCACCGGUGACUGAACUCGGUGAAGAUCAGGAGAUACCAGAGCAACAAA